Messenger RNA from Pyricularia pennisetigena, 2403 nucleotides. RefSeq lists its product as uncharacterized. The transcript has 3 exons. Gene Ontology annotation, molecular function: actin filament binding. Gene Ontology annotation, biological process: regulation of actin filament polymerization. The record is from RefSeq and is a predicted model, not a curated record. Gene Ontology annotation, cellular component: site of polarized growth; plasma membrane; cortical actin cytoskeleton. Bases 1 to 2403 code for a protein of 800 amino acids. NCBI's taxonomy places the organism in Eukaryota, Fungi, Ascomycota, Sordariomycetes, Magnaporthales, Pyriculariaceae.
AUGGCGUCAUUAAACCUUUCUAUAAACGGCCCCUCGAUCAAGAGCAGCUACCAAGGCGUCGUCAACGGCCAGCUCUCGUCCUCAAGCUCCCCUACAUUUGCCCAAUGGGCUCUAUUCUCUGUUCAGGCGCCGCUUUUGAAUGCUUUUCAGGAUAGCGGCUCAAAGGAAAGCGUCCUCAAGGUCGAGUCCAAGGGCGAUGGCGAACUUUCCGAGCUUCUUGAGGACUUCAACGAGGGCCGUAUUCAGUUUGCGUUCGUCAAAGUCAAGGACCCAAACUCGGGCCUGCCCAAAAACGUGCUCAUUGCAUGGUGCGGCGGAGGCGUCCCUGAAAGAACCAAAGGCUACUUUACCAGCCACCUCGCCGCCGUUUCCAAAGUUCUGCACGGAUACCACGUCCAAAUCACUGCCCGCUCUGACGCGGACUUGAGUCCUGAGUCCAUUGUCCAAAAGGUCGCCGAUGCUUCUGGCGCCAAGUACACUGCCGGUGGAUCUGCCCCGUCCCCAGCCCCUGCCGGUGGCCCUCCUCCCGUCGCGAAGAAGCCAGUUUUCACGCCCAAGACAUCAAGCGGUGCGGGCUCUUUUAACCCGCUUGUUGAGGCUCGACGGAGAAAAGAUGAGGAUGUGGAUGCGGAUGGUUGGGGGGCGGAUGCACCUCCCGUUAACCGGACCGAGAUUCAAAGAGUUGAAUCAGCCUACAAGCCUACCAAAGUUAACAUGGCGGAGCUGGUAAAGCAGAAGCAGGAACCGUCGAGGUUUAACGGUGGUGGUGCCGCUCAAGAUGACAGGCCUGAGGUGGUCAAGGGUGCCUAUCAACCUGUAGGCAAGGUCGACAUUGCAGCUAUUCGAGCCGCGGCUAAGGAAAAGCAGGACGACCGACCUACCGUCGUGAAAGGUGCGUAUGAGCCCGUCGGUAAGGUCGAUAUUGCAGCGAUCCGCGCCAAGGCUCAGAAACCCGCAGCCGACGACAGCGAAGACAGACCAAAGACACUGUCGGAGCGGAGCAGUGCGUUCUCUGCGCCGCAAUCUGAGAGGCUGUCAUCUUUGCCCAAGCCAAAGGUGGCCAACAAAUUCUCCGGGGCAUCUUCGUUCACUGGCACGAAAGCACCAGUCCCUGGUGCAUUUGGCCUCGCUUCUCCCUCGGUCUCGGUUCCCGCCCCGCCUCCAGUUGGUGCUGCCAGCCGUACCUUUGCCGACCAAGGAGGCAAGACUCCUGCGCAGCUCUGGGCGGAGAAGAAAGGCAAACAAGGGCUUACGCCUACCUCUACGGGAGCUCCGGCGCCAGGCCCUGCGUCCCCUGUGGCCGCCCAGAAGAGCGGUGGUGGUGGGUGGCAGAGCGGUUAUCAGGGCAAGAGCUGGGGCACUGUGCAGACGACCAACUUUGGGCGCGGUGGCGCUGCGGUUGUUGAGCAGAGGACCGGUGGCGAUGUCCAGGAACCAGAACGUGAGCAGGAGAGGCCAGCGUCACCCGCUGGUGUGUCGUCCAUUCGCGAUCGCUUUAAAGAGGCUCCUCCCAUGGGCAGCGCCGCUCCAAACGCGCCCAAGGCUCCCGGAGGGGGUGAUCGCAGUGUCGAUGAGCCCACUCCUCCGCCUCCAAACAUGUCAAACCGCCCAGCCGCCCCUGCUGGGGGUUUUGCACUCCCAGGCCUGCCACAACGCCCACCUGAGCCGGAAGAAGAGGAAGAAGAGCCCGAAAGGUCUCCGUCGCCCCCCCGCGUUGCGAUGCCUGUUCCCCGCGGACCCGAGCCCAAGAUCGAACCGCCAGCCCCAGAGCCGACCAUCCCAGCCCGUGAAAUUGAGCGGGCUCUUCCCAAAGAGGAGGAUCUUGAGGAAACACACGAUACCCAGGCACGAACGGCAGCCACCGCGGUCGCUGAGCAGCAGUUUGGUCAGGCUCAAGUCGCAGCAGGUCAACCAUCCACAGGUGGAGGAAAACGUGCAUUGAUUCAAUACGACUACGAGGCGGCCGAGGAUAAUGAGAUAGAGCUUGUGGAUGGCCAAUACGUCACCGAUAUCGAGAUGGUGGAUGAGGACUGGUGGAUGGGUACAAACUCCCGGGGAGAGCGUGGACUGUUUCCCAGCAACUAUGUCGAGCUUGUCGAAGAUGACGAUGCUGGCGCCGCUGCGCCACCGCCACCGGCGCCUGCUCCAGCACAGGCACAGGCUCCUGCUGCUGCCCCUGCCCCUGCCGCUCCUGCUGCCCCCGCUGCUGCACAAGCACAGGGGGCGAAGGGCCCCACGGCCACAGCUCUGUACGAUUAUGAAGCCGCGGAAGAUAAUGAACUGAGCUUCCCUGAAGGAGCAAAAAUAGAGAACCUCGAGUUCCCUGACGAAGAUUGGUGGUUCGGACAUUUCCAGGGCAAGUCAGGCCUGUUCCCUGCAAACUACGUAGAGCUUGAUCAGUAG